Diaporthe amygdali is the source of this 3459-nucleotide messenger RNA. RefSeq lists its product as uncharacterized. The transcript is spliced from 5 exons. Gene Ontology annotation, cellular component: Smc5-Smc6 complex. Bases 1 to 3459 code for a protein of 1152 amino acids. Gene Ontology annotation, biological process: double-strand break repair via homologous recombination. Lineage: Eukaryota; Fungi; Ascomycota; Sordariomycetes; Diaporthales; Diaporthaceae. Gene Ontology annotation, molecular function: ATP binding; ATP hydrolysis activity. The record is from RefSeq and is a predicted model, not a curated record.
AUGUCCAACGUCACCGCGAGACGACGCUCGCGGUCGCAAAUGGACGAUGGAGAUGAUGCCGAUGCUGCCAGAGACGGAUACUGGUCUUCUCCAACCUCGUCAGAUGGCUCCAAGAGAAUGCGAUUACGAGGAGGAAGAGGCGCUCCCAGUCAGCUAGAGGAGGGAGACGAAGAGGACAGUGAGGAAAGCACCGACGACGACCACUCCUUUCCUGACAACAAUCACCACGCGCCCAUCCAACGAACGAACGGGCAUGUCACAACCAACGGCACGCCGGCGUCUCAAUUCGCGACUGGUUCCAUUGUGCGUGUCAAAGUCGAGAACUUCGUCAUUUACGAAAAGGCAGAAUUUCUGCCCGGGCCCAACCUGAACAUGGUGAUUGGCCCUAACGGCACAGGCAAGAGCUCCUUGGUUUGUGCAAUAUGCCUGGGCCUAGGCUACCCUGCCAGUGUUCUUGGCCGUGCUACCUCCUUUGGAGAGUUCGUGAAGCACGGCAAGGAACACGCGAUAGUGGAAGUUGAGCUGCAAAAGAGACCAGAGGAUCGUGCGAACUACGUCAUCAGACUGAUCAUCAACCGCGAGGACAACACAAGGAAAUUCACCCUGAAUGGAAGAGACGCCACACACAAGCAGAUCCAGCACGUAACGCGGCAGCUACGUAUCCAAAUUGACAACCUUUGCCAAUUUCUACCACAGGACAAAGUAGCCGAGUUUGCCGGACUGAACUCAGUGGAGCUCCUGACGAGGACGCUUCAAGCAGCCGCGCCAGAGGUCAUCAUAGAGCAGCAAAAUAGCCUCAAGCAACUGUUUGAUGAGCAGAAAGCUAUAUCAAGGCAACUCGAAACCGACGCGGAGACACUCCGCGGUUGGGAGACCCGGCAGCAGGGACUUCAGGCUGAUGUCGAGCGCCUGAGAGAGCGGGAGCAAAUCCAAGCCAGAGUUGCUGAUUUGUCGGAAGCGCGUUUGGUUCUUGACUACGAUGAGAAGAGAAAACUCUUUUCAGAAUGCAGAGACAACAAACGAAAGGCGCAAGAUAGACAACGCAGACUUGAGGAACGGUGUGCGCCAUCCCUCCAGGAUGUCAAUCUGAAGCAAGAGUACCAGAAAAGAGUCCAGGGCGCCUUCGAAGCCAGGCAGCGACGAGGCAAAGAGGUGGAGCAAGAUCUGCUCAAGAUCGUCUCCAACAUCGAGAAAAUUGAUGAGGGUAUCGAGACUCUUGCGAAUAAGAAAUCGGCCGAACGGGAGUCAUGGGAGGCAAAGAAGAAGCAAAUAUCAACUGCCCGUUCCAAAAUCAACCAGCUCGAGGGUCAGUACAGGAGCAAUCAUUACGAAUUCAACGCUGCCGAAUGGAACCACAAAAUUCGAGAACAAAAAUCCCGCAUGGAUCAUGAACUCAAGGAUGAGAAGCAAGAGCUUCACACCGCAAUGGCCGAGUUGAAGGAGCGCGGCAAGGCCAACCACCAGGAAAAAGGGAGGAUACAGCGGGAGCUUGAUAACCUCAAUUCUCAAGAAGGCCAGAGAUUUCUUCAACUCCGAAAGGCUGAGCCUGAAGUUGCAACGGCCUGGGAAUGGCUUCAAGAGAAUGGCGACAAGUUCGAGAAACAGGUAUUUGGUCCACCAAUGCUGACCUGCUCCAUGAAGGACAAGCGGUACUCCAACCAUGUGCAGUCUUUGUUGCAGAGGGAUGACUUUCUCUGUUUCACUGCCCAAACCAGGAAUGAUCACAAGCUGCUCACAGAUCAGUUCUUCACGAGUAUGAAACUGGCCGUCACAGUCCGCACGGUCACUACGGAUUUGUCCUCUUUUCGCUCCCCCAUCCCUCAGGAGAAUCUCGGAUCCAUGGGUUUGGAUGGCUACGCGUUAGACUUCGUUGAGGGACCUGAGCCGGUGCUUGCCAUGCUGUGCUCAGAAAAAAGGCUCCACCUUACCGGGGUGGCAUUGAAAGACAUCAGCGAAGAGCAAUACCAGAGGAUAAUUGAGGAUGAGGUGUUCAACUCUUUCGCUACUGGCAGCACAAUGUAUCGAAUCACCCGUCGCAGGGAGUAUGGACCUGGUGCCACGUCCACAAUGUCCCGGACUAUUCGACCUGGCACAUACUGGACGGACGAGCCUCUAGAUAUGGCGGCAAAGAACGAGCUUGAGCAACGCCUCCAACAGUGCCAAACAGACUUCGCAGAGAUGAAGAGAAAUAAUGAGGAGUACAAGGCAAAGAUGGCAGCUCUCAAUGAAAAGGAAGAUGAGAUCAGAGACGCGAUAAAACGACUAGAGGAAGAAAAGAACACCCUACAGCGCGAGUUCAACCAGUGGAAGGCUCUUCCAGACAAGAUUGCUGUGUUGAAAUCGAGCUUACAAAACGCGCUCAAAGGCCUGAAGGAAACAAAACACAGACUUUCGUCAUAUGACAGUGAAGUAGACAAACUUGCACUGGAAAAGGCCCAGCGUGUUUUGGAACACAGAAAGCAACUCGACAUUCUCCGUGAUGCAAACCAGGCUAUAUUUGAAGCCGCAUUCCGCGCUCUUGAAGCCAAAUCAGACGUUGCUGCAUUGAAAGAGAGAAAUUCGGGAAUUGUUCAGAGGCUGGAAGAGGAGAAGCAGAACUUGCACAGGCUGGCGCGCGAGGCUGAAAAGGCCAAAGCUGAGGCCAAAGCAGCUCAAGAUGUCAUCAUGCAACUCCUAUCAUCUGGCCCAGACAACACAAUCGACGAGGAGAGGAGAGACUUUCUCUCUGCGAUCAAAGAAGGCCACACAUUAGAAACCAUGGAUGCCGAAAUUGAAACCGAGAACGCCAAGCUGGACCUCAUUCAUGCCGCGGAUCCUGGCGUCCUGCAGGAAUUCGAGAAGCGAGCGAGGGACAUCGAGCGUGGUCAACGGGACAAGGCUAAGCGGGAGCGGCAGCUGGAGUCACUAAGCCAGCAGAUCCAAGAACUGAGAUAUACAUGGGAGCCGGCAGUCGAUGAAAUUAUCAACAAGAUCAACGACGCCUUCAGUUACAACUUCGAGCAGAUCAACUGCGCCGGAGAGGUCAGCGUCCAUAAAGACGAGGAUUUUGACAAGUGGGCCAUCGAUAUCAGGGUCAAGUUCAGAGAGAACGAGACACUCCAAAAGCUCGACCAACACCGCCAGUCAGGCGGCGAGCGUGCCGUCUCCACCAUCUUCUACCUCAUGUCGCUCCAAUCCAUGGCGCAGGCGCCAUUCCGCGUUGUCGACGAGAUCAACCAAGGUAUGGACCCGCGCAACGAGCGCAUGAUGCACGAGCGCAUGGUCGAGAUCGCAUGCAAUGAGCACGCGUCGCAGUACUUCCUCAUCACGCCCAAGCUGCUCUCCGGUCUGAGGUACCACGAGCGUAUGAAGGUCCUGUGCGUUGCCAGCGGCGAGCACAUGCCUCAGGAGGGCGGCAAGCUGGAUUUCGCGCGCUGUGUCAAGAUCAGGAGGAGGCUCAUGGCUGCUGCUAGCGCGUAA